UGUCGACUUUUUGUCUUGUCCAUUCUGUGUCUGUCCCGCCCGCCUCAAUAACUGCUACCACCCCCCAAUUCCCGUCUCUUCUCCAAGUCUCGCCUGCUUUGGUUGACCCGGCCCCAGCCAAACCAGUACCGUACGUUGAACAUCUUUCUUGUCUUUUCUUAUUCUUAGUAGUUACCCCAUCUUUCAGCCCUCGCUGCCCUCCCCGACUAGGGUUGGGUUUCUUUUGCCUUUGCUUCAAACCAUGGACGGCCAGCUCUCCCUCCUCUCGCCCACCUCGUCCUCCUCCACUUCGCAUCGCAAAAGACUCACAAAGAAGCAACGCCCGCCAUCCACAAAUCACCGCACUAGCUCCUCUUUCAAUGUCGAAUCGCUCCGUAUUGACGCCCAAUCUCUAGACAGCAAACGGAGCUCCUCCAGCCUGCGCCGGGGCCCCAGCAGCAGCCAAAACCCUUCUCUGGCCAGGACCGUAUCCGUCCCCGUCUCCGUCCCUUCAAACGCGCCCGCCAACGCCAAAGCCAGCAACCUCUCUUUGCCACGCUCCCACACCACUCGCUCUCAAUCCGCAAAUUGCCCUUACAAUCCGACGCAGACAAUACCAACCAACGGCUUUAUCCUCUCGCCUACCUCGUCGUCGCAACCCCAAUAUCAAUCGCAGCAUUAUCCCAGCGCUGCCGCCAACACCACCGUUACUAGCUCCAGGAACAAGGACACAUCCAAGCAGUACGACCCACUAGACUCCUGCAUUGGAUCGUUCGAUCAAAACAAAUCAUCCACGGAUGAACUGAUUGGCGCUCCAUUCGACGGCAAAGCCAUUCUCAAUCGAAUCGAGGCGACAAAAUUAUCAGCCGCGCCCGCGCCCACGACCACGACCACGAUUGCGCACUUCAACAACAUCUCUCCUCGUCGUAUCGCACCCCCUCCUCCCCCGCUCCCUCUAUCGCGCUCAAACACAGACUCCAAGGCUGUGAGAUCUUCAAAACCGUCAAAGUCGCCCAAAUCCACCACAUCAAACAAGACCAUGGGCGCGUCUUCAUUCCGCCACUCGGCGAGUUUCUCGUCGGCUGAACAACUUCCGCCAAGCGAAAAGCCGUCCAAGUCAGAGAGCAGUUCUUCGAGUAACAAGAGACACUCCGGUGAUGGUAAAGAAUCCAGGGUUCCCGGCAUGCUAAGGAAGAAGUCGGGCUUCUCCGGCUUCAUGAACAGCUUAGUCGGGUCUCCGAAAAAGCCGUUGAUUUCGGCACCAGAGAAUCCCGUUCACGUAACACAUGUCGGCUAUGAUAGCAAUACUGGUCAAUUUACGGGCUUGCCGAAAGAGUGGCAGCGUUUGAUAAGCGAGAGUGGAAUCACCGAGAAGGACAGAAGAGAACACCCACAAAUACUGGUUGAUGUCCUCACAUUCUACAAGGAGACGACGGAGAAGCCACAAGAAGACCAACAGCUAGAGAAGUUCCAUGAUGCACGAGCGACCGAUUUCCGCAGCCCGCCAGUGACCGGCACCACUCCGCUCGUACUGCAAACAGGCGGUGGCUACACUCAUGGUCCCAUGUCGCCAAUGAUCAGUCCACCCGCUAGUCCUAGGUUUCCCCAGGUUGGUCAUGAAGGCAGCUUUGAGAAUCCCCGUGCGCCGCCGCCGGUACCCAAGGGCCCGGGUCCCCUUCCAGCAAAGGAUAUCAACCUGAUCCCCAGCCGACCGGCACCGAAGCCACCAGCAAACAUAUCCACGCGACCGCUCGUGCCGCCAACCUCAUACCCAGCCAAGGAUUCGGGAAUUGGCAUGCCACCGCCAGGUGAUGAGCCCCCGAUGCCGUACCUCCCGCCCAAGGAUAAUGUACAGCAUAUGUACCAGGAGGAGCACAGGAACAGGUCCAGAUCGAAUUCCCGGACAAACGGCGCUGCUCCAUUUUCUCCUGUGCAGGCCUCCUCCCCACUUCUCCCGAUCGCCGCGGCGAACCAGACCGCGGCUUACCAGCAGCAAUUGUUGCAACACCAGCAAGAACAGGCCAUGGCCCAAGCCCAAGCAGCAAUGAGUGGUCAACUGAGCCGAGCUGCGAGCAAGAGACAACAACCCACCCCGCCCACCUCACAACACCAACACCCCCGGCAACCAGACGUCAACGGAGCUCCUCGUAUGCCACAAGCUCAAGCCGCAGUUCCCCAAGCUAGCGCAAGACCUCGUCACAGACCACGGCAAAGCAACGCGAUUGAUGUUGUGGCUUCCCUUAAGAGGAUAUGCUCCGACGGUGACCCGAGGGAGAUCUACCGCGGGUUUACCAAAAUUGGUCAGGGUGCCUCUGGUGGUGUAUACACUGGCCAUGAACGGGGAAGCAAUAGAUUGGUGGCUAUCAAGCAGAUGAACCUUGAGCAGCAGCCAAAGAAGGAUCUCAUUAUCAACGAGAUCCUGGUCAUGAAGGAGAGCUCACACCCCAACAUCGUCAACUUUAUUGACAGUUACCUGUGUGCCGGAGAAUUGUGGGUGGUGAUGGAAUACAUGGAGGGCGGUAGCUUGACGGAUGUUGUCACGUUCAACAUCAUGACUGAAGGACAAAUUGCGUCAGUUUGCCGUGAAACUCUCAGGGGCCUUCAACAUCUGCACUCCAAGGGUGUCAUCCACAGAGAUAUCAAGUCAGACAACAUCCUUCUUAGUAUGGAGGGCAAUAUCAAGCUCACCGAUUUUGGAUUCUGUGCUACAAUCAACGAAGCUCAAAGUAAGCGCACGACAAUGGUCGGCACGCCUUAUUGGAUGGCGCCCGAGGUUGUGACACGCAAAGAGUACGGCCGCAAGGUGGAUAUCUGGUCACUGGGCAUUAUGGCCAUCGAGAUGAUUGAAGGAGAACCUCCCUAUCUGACCGAGUCGCCUCUUCGAGCACUUUGGCUCAUUGCGACCAACGGCACGCCACACAUCAAGGAUGAGCAGUCGCUCUCGCCAGUGUUCCGCGACUUCCUCUACUUUGCCCUCAAGGUAGACCCGGAGAAGAGGGCCAGCGCUCAUGAUCUGCUAAGACACGACUUCAUGAACAAGUGCGUCGACCUAUCAACACUGGCGCCCCUAGUCCGAGCAGCGAGGGAAGCCCGAGCCCAAGAAAAGGCCCGUAAAGGCCAGUAGUGUGUGAUCCUUCUAGGCGUUUUGUGCUGUUCACGCGCGCACGAGAGAUAUUCCCCUGGAGCGUUAUUGUUUCGCAUCCCGCUUUUGUUCUUUACUUUUUGGUUCUGAAGCAAUUCUCUCCUACAGAAGA
Neurospora tetraspora is the source of this 3233-nucleotide messenger RNA. RefSeq names its product Serine/threonine-protein kinase ste-20. The record is from RefSeq and is a predicted model, not a curated record. Gene Ontology annotation, cellular component: cytoplasm. The transcript is spliced from 4 exons. Gene Ontology annotation, biological process: protein phosphorylation; regulation of MAPK cascade; intracellular signal transduction. Gene Ontology annotation, molecular function: protein serine/threonine kinase activity; ATP binding. The coding region runs from base 242 to 3103 and encodes 953 amino acids. Lineage: Eukaryota; Fungi; Ascomycota; Sordariomycetes; Sordariales; Sordariaceae.